UUAUCUCAAGUCUUGGAGUUUGUUUAGUUGUGUGUUGCUUUAUUUACAAAAUGUUCAGUUUCCCAACAGAUGACGAGCUGCAGGAUUUAGCUUGGGAGAAGUGCAAGCAAAUGUAUUAUAAAGUUCGACAAGCUCAUGAUUGGUAUCACGAGAAGUAUCUGUAUAUGAGGUCGGUGGUGACAGAAGAACGGUAUUGUGUUUUUGUUCUCACUUAUUAUUUGUGCACAAUAUUUUCACUUCUUUACUUCAAAAAUGUUUUUGUAAAAAUUGACUAAUGUAGUUUCAAAAUAUUCAGUGAACUGAGUUGACAUUAAGUACAGCUACUACCGGUAUCACGUUGGGAAUUUAUUGUUCCCCGAUGAAACUGAAGAGCAGGCCCAGUUUAAUUGUUUAAUGUGUCAGAAGACCUACAGACAUAAACGUAAUCUCUAUAAGCACAUGAGGUUCGAAUGCGGAAACAAAAGACCAUUCUCCUGUCCACAUUGUCCUUAUAAAGCGUCGCAAAAGGGAACUCUCAAGAGUCAUGUGGUUAUAAAACACAAAAGUCUAAUGUUCACUUAUCCGUCUCAAGCAGCACCAAAGAAAAAUGUGCGAAGCGUUAAAAAACAUAACUGUGAGGAGACGGUCAAGGCGAAGAAUUUUUUCUUAUGCGCAGACAUCCCGUGGCUGCAUGAUAGACGCCAGUUACACCCACAUGUGUGUGAUGUUUGCGGCCGAAGUUACAAGUAUCGGGACAACCUGCUGCGUCACAAGCGACAAGAGUGUCUUAAAGAGCCCAAGUUCGCUUGCGACUUUUGUUCCUACAAGGCGAAGUAUCGCAGCAGUUUACGAGCUCAUAUAGUCUGCAAACACUCGGAAAUGGUGAAGUCUUCGGUUUGAAGAUCAUUGAAUAUUUUUAUAAGUAUUAAAGUGAGGUAUCUGCUACAAAUCAAAUAUCUAAAUAUAGUUUAAGUGUUUUGUAGCAGAAAUCCCAAUUUACAACUACUAAUA
Molecule: messenger RNA, 990 nt
Organism: Macrosteles quadrilineatus (aster leafhopper)
Lineage: Eukaryota; Metazoa; Arthropoda; Insecta; Hemiptera; Cicadellidae
Product: zinc finger protein 782-like
Exons: 4
Coding region: 394-879 (161 amino acids)
Source: RefSeq, a predicted model, not a curated record